Molecule: messenger RNA, 2273 nt
Organism: Carassius auratus (goldfish)
Lineage: Eukaryota; Metazoa; Chordata; Actinopteri; Cypriniformes; Cyprinidae
Product: homeobox protein EMX1-like
Exons: 3
Coding region: 387-1088 (233 amino acids)
Biological process (GO): neuron differentiation; central nervous system development; regulation of transcription by RNA polymerase II
Cellular component (GO): nucleus
Molecular function (GO): DNA-binding transcription factor activity, RNA polymerase II-specific; RNA polymerase II cis-regulatory region sequence-specific DNA binding
Source: RefSeq, a predicted model, not a curated record
AGCGCACAAUCUGACGGAUCAUCGAUCAUCAGAGCUCGCAGGGAUCCGCAUCGGAGGAGCUGAUGCCUGCUUCAGAUAACACAGCUGACUCUGCGCGAGCUCUGCUCUGACAAGGACAUGAAUGAGAGGAGAUCUGAAUUCAUUUGAACAUAACGCACGCGUCUGUUUCCAGCUAUUGGAAGUGUAUUGCAAUCCACGAAAUUGAAGGAUCCAAAGGAAACGUAUGAAGUUAUGGAUUGUAGAUGGACUUUAUAAAUAUUAUCUUUUUUGACUUUUUUUUUUUUUUAAACGUGGGUACAUUCCAAGAUUCGGUUUCAGAGUGACAUACUUGUUGACUGACUUUUUUUAAUUUAUUAUUAUUUAAUUAAUUUCUACAACCCCUCACAAUGUUCCAGUACAAUAAGAAGUGCUUCACCAUUGAAUCUCUCGUUGGUAAAGACUCCAAUUCCUCCAGUUCUGCCGCGGAGGAGCCCAUCAGACCCACUGCUCUGAGGUUUACUGAAUCCAUCCAUCCUUCUCCCUUUGGGAGCUGCUUCCAGAACUCAGGCAGGACAUUGUACAGCAGCAGCCCAGAGAUGAUGUUCACAGACCCGGCCACUCACUCCAGCAACCCCGGCCUGUCUCUGCGGCACCUCCAGAUCCCCACACAGCCCUUCUUCAGUCCCCACCAGAGAGAAACCUUGAACUUCUACCCGUGGGUGCUGAGGAACAGAUAUCUGGGACAUCGAUUCCAAGGUGACGACAGUAGUCCGGAAAACCUGCUGCUACACGGACCUUUCUCUCGCAAGCCCAAGCGCAUCCGUACGGCCUUCUCCCCCUCGCAGCUGCUCCGGCUGGAACGUGCCUUUGAGAAGAACCAUUACGUGGUGGGAGCCGAGCGUAAGCAGUUAGCCAACGGGCUGUGCCUCACAGAGACACAGGUGAAAGUCUGGUUCCAGAACAGAAGGACCAAACACAAGAGACAGAAGCUGGAGGAGGAGUCGCCGGACUCGCAGCAGAAGAGGAAAGGUACUCAGCAUGUGAGCCGCUGGAGGGUGGCCACGCAGCAGGGCAGCCCCGAGGACAUUGACGUCAUUUCAGAAGACUGAUAUCACACGUCUAAUAAAACAUCAGUCAUGCUGAUGGAUCAGACUUUGUCAUUGAACAGUCGGCUGAUCGUGCACAGCUGAACAGAGACUCGACUGGAAGACUUCUGUAUGCAAUACACAUGGACCUCUUGGUUUUGGAUGGCGUUCCAUCUCAGAGCAAUGAAGACUUUUUGUAUGCUUUCUUUUGUUACACUUCUCCCUUGCUCUUUUGUUAUCAGUCAGAACAUUUCCAUUAGAAAGUAGUAUAUCGGACGGCAAAACCACCUUAAUGAAUAGAUUGAUAAAUGUUUGUAGUGUUAAAUUGCUUUAGACAUUAAACGGCCACAGUCUAACGACGAUAGGUCGAUCCAUUGUGUGAAUCGAAUAUCUCUCGUAGAUGUACUUCUGAAAAACUGGAUGUUUGUAUUCGACAAAAUGUCAAUAUUUUAUGAAUGGUGAAAUACCCUCACGGUCUUUCUAGAAAAUCACUAGUGCAGUUUCACAUCUGAAAUGGUUCUAUUUAUUCUGAAUGAGUGGACUUUUCUAUGCAUUUGAGCUCCAAGCUCAAUAUUUUAUUUAGCGUUUUACAUCGGGGUUAAAGCUUACAAAAGAUUUGACUUGUUAUGCGUGAGGAUGAUUUUUCUUUCCUUUUUUUUUAAUGGCUCUUGAACUGAUGUCAGAUAUCAGUGAAUUAGAGGCUUAGAAAAUGCUUGAAUUUCUUUCUUUGCUUAAUUAAAAUAGAAAAUAAAUCAGAUACAUCUCAGUCUAACCUCCAUGACCCAGAAUGGUUUGUAGCACUUCCUUGCAGUUUGUUUCUUUAUUGGGUGAAAAGCACUGUAAUUCCCAUCCGUUUGUCUUCAUUGUUCAGGCUUUUUUUUUUUUAUGUGUUUGUUUAACCUUUUUUCUGCAGACUAUUAGAUAAUAAAACUUUAACUUAAUGUCUGUUUGGAAAUGAUUUAUUCCUUGGUUCCCACUAUUGUUUUUAUUACUAUUAUGUUACUUUGAAUGGAUUUGAUAAGUGCGGGAACUUUAGUGUUUUUGUUUUAAUAUAAGUUACUUUUGCAUUCCUGAGCAACCACAACUUAAUUAGUUCAGUUACAUAAAGCAGACGUGGAUCGUUACUCAGAAAUACUCCCAAUAAUAAUGUAUUUACAUGAUCACACAACUUAUAAGUGCUUGAACGUGAACACAAACAUCUCCACCUUU